AUGACAGCAGACGAGAAAAAGCCUUUCAUCUUCAUGGCUGCUGCUCUGGCAGAAAAUGGAGGCAUCGGCUAUGACAAUGGUUUGCCAUGGAGCAUCCCUGGUGAUUGGAAAUUCUUCGAAGAGACAACAUCAAAAGCGUACAAUGGUCAGUUUGGAGAGCCUCAGAUCUCAGACGACACUACUGUCUGGAGCAACGUGAUGGUGAUGGGCAGAAAUUCGUAUGAAUCAAGGCCCAUGUUGCGUGUACCUUUGUUUCAUAGAUACAAUGUGAUUGUCUCGAGGGACAAGGAUUAUGAGAUUGAGCCUUCUCCUAUAGCUGAAUUAGUACCAAGCUUGGACCAUGCAUUUGAAUUGGCUAGUAGAAUAGUAAAAGAAGAUGGCCGGAUUUUUGUGCUCGGAGGCGAACAGAUCUACCGUCAGAGCAUCCUACGCCCUGAAUGCACACAUGUGCUUUUGACGAAUGUUUACAGCUCGAAGCCUAUUCCAUGCGACACGUUUAUACCCAAAAUUGAUCCAGAGAUAUUUAGACAAGCAACGCAUGAGGAAUUGGAAGAGUUUUUACAAGCUAGUGUGCCUAGAGGAAAGCAAACGCAUCAACACUUCCAGUAUGAGUUUGUUCUUCAUAUCAGGAAAGAGUAG
Mucor velutinosus is the source of this 639-nucleotide messenger RNA. Its product is annotated as N-acetyltransferase domain-containing protein. Gene Ontology annotation, molecular function: dihydrofolate reductase activity; NADP binding. Gene Ontology annotation, cellular component: mitochondrion. The transcript is spliced from 2 exons. Lineage: Eukaryota; Fungi; Mucoromycota; Mucoromycetes; Mucorales; Mucoraceae. Gene Ontology annotation, biological process: dihydrofolate metabolic process; folic acid metabolic process; tetrahydrofolate biosynthetic process. The record is from RefSeq and is a predicted model, not a curated record. The coding region runs from base 1 to 639 and encodes 212 amino acids.